AUGAGUUCUCGAAGAGGCGUGACCCGUGCACCACUCUUCAUCUGUGACCGGCGCAUCCCUGUGAAGGAUGAUAAAGAAGAUGAUGCAUUAGGCGAUUAUGUGGUGAAAUAUGCGCAAGUUGGCAGCAACAGCGGAGAGUGGGCGGGCUUCAUUCCUCGGUCUGAGGUCAUUUUCAGCGAGAACUUUCGUCAGUCUUUCCGAAAGUUGAUUUCACGCCAGAUGAAGCUGUUGGUGAUAAACCUUCUGUUGAAGCUCUCUAAUGGAUGGAGACCUAAGAGGAGAGACGUGAACAAGAUCUGCAUGAACUCCCUACAGAUUGUGAAACAAUUUAAAGUUGAGAGUCUCUAUGUUCUGUGCACGGUUGACAUAGAAAAGGACUUCAAUUAUGUUCAAGUCUUGAAGGUUUGGGACGUAUUGCCGUUAGAAGAUAUCCCGAAGAUGGUCAAACGCCUUGAUGGCAUUUAUGAAACGUACUGCAAUGAGUAUAUCGAUCGUUGCAAGGAGAAAUCUCUUGAUGGGGACCUGGAAGUUCCAAAGUCUUGGCAAGCACCUUUCAAUUUUCUUCGCAACAGAAAUUCUUCUACUGAAAAACAGGAAGGUCAUGAUUUGGACAAUCUCUCGGAUUCUUGCUCAUAUACAGAGAAUUCAAAGGUGAAUGACAGUUUACUCCUGAUGAAGUUUUACCCACUGUCCUCAGACAUUGUGAACCACUUGCUAUCCAACAAAGAUGGGAAAGAAGUGGAACUCCCAUUUGAAGUGACAAAUGAAGAAAGGGAGAUCAUCAACUCCCCCCGAAGCACUUUCAUACUUGGACGUUCUGGCACCGGGAAGACCACUAUUCUAACAAUGAAGUUGUUUAAGAAAGAGCAGCUUUACCAGAUGGCUUUAGAUAGAGACGGCGAUGGAGGUUUCAGCGACAGAGCAAACACUGAGGUGAGGGAUGAAGAUCCUAACACAGAUGUGUUGCAUCAGCUUUUUGUUACCGUCAGUCCCAAACUCUGUUUUGCUGUCAGACGACACAUCUCUCAAUUGAAGAGCUUUGCAUAUGGAAAGAAUAUUUUGCCUGAAAGCCCUUCAGGUGAUAUUGAUUUUAUAGACAGCACAGACCAGUUCAAGGACAUUCCAGACUCUUUUUUUGAUAUACCUCCCAAGUCGUAUCCGCUCAUCAUUACUUUCCAAAAGUUUCUGAUGAUGCUUAAUGGAACCAUUGGUGUUUCGUACUUUGAGAGGUUCCCCGAUUUAAGGGAAAUUUGCAGGGGCAAAGUCGGGCCUGUAAGAUCUCUUGCCUUGCAAACUUAUGUGAGAGCAAAGGAGGUAAAUUUUGAGAAGUUCUGUGCAACAUAUUUGCCCCAUUUCAAUGAGACACUCAUGAGGAAGCUCGACCCUUCAAGAGUAUUUACUGAGAUUAUAUCUCAUAUCAAAGGUGGUAUACGAGUUGCAGAUUCUCCUAAUGGCAGGAUCAGUCGGGAGGACUAUGUUUUACUUUCGGAAGGUCGUGCCUCGACUCUAACAGCUGAUGAACGUGAGAAAGUGUAUGAUAUUUUCCAGGACUAUGAGAAGAUGAAAGCAAUGAAUGGUGAGUUUGAUCUCUCUGAUCUUGUCAAUGAUCUCCACUCUCGUCUCCGACAUGAAAAAUGGAAGGGUGAUAGGAUGGAAUUUGUUUAUAUAGAUGAAGUUCAAGAUCUUACUAUGGGACAGAUUGCACUAUUUAAGUAUGUUUCAAGUAAUGUCGAGGAGGGCUUUGUUUUCUCUGGUGACACUGCUCAAACUAUUGCAAGGGGAAUAGAUUUCAGAUUCGAGGAUAUCAGAUUCUUGUUCUACAAGGAAUUCUUGCAUGGAUUGGGAGAUGAGGUUCGGCAAAAUUUGCAUAGAGGCAGAAUCUCCAAGGUUUUUCACCUGUCUCAGAAUUUUCGGACCCAUGCAGCCAUUCUCAAGCUAGCACAGAGUGUCAUCAACCUUCUCAGUCAUUAUUUUCCAUUAUUGAUUGACAUUCUCAGCCCUGAAGUAAGUCGGAUAUGUGGGGAAGCCCCAAUUUUCCUCGAAUCGGGAAAUGAAGAGAAUGCAAUCAUAUCAAUCUUUGGAAAUAGCCUUAGUGUGGGAGUGAAUGUAGUCGGUUUUGGAGCGGAGCAAGUCAUAUUAGUUCGGGAUGAUUGUGCUCGACAUGAAGUGUUGAACUAUGUGGGGAAGCAAGCCCUCAUUUUAACUGUGGUGGAGUGCAAAGGCUUAGAGUUUCAGGACGUGCUCUUGUACAACUUUUUUGGUUCGUCGCCAAUGAAGAAUCAAUGGAGGGUCAUAUACGAGUACUUGAAGGAACAAAAUUUACUAGAUAACAGCUUUCCCAGAGGAUUCCCGAACUUCGACUUAGCAAAGCACAAUAUCUUGUGCUCUGAACUCAAACAAUUAUACGUUGCCAUCACUCGAACAAGGCAAAGGCUGUGGAUCGUUGAGAGCAACAUGGAAUUUUCGAAACCCAUGUUUGAUUACUGGAGAAAGCUCUGCCUCAUCCAAGUGAGGAAGUUAGACAAUUCUCUUGCAGAAGAGAUGAAGGUUGCAAGCACUCCUGAGCAAUGGAAGUCACAGGGUUGGAAGCUCUUGGAUGAGAACAACUAUGAGAUGGCAGCAAUGUGCUUCGAACGAGCGCAAUUUGCACUGGGAGAGAAAUUUGCAAAGGCCGCAGGGCUAAAUGCUGCAGCAGAUCAAAUGAGCAUCUCAAAUCCCGAGGAGGCUUCUCACUUCCGGAGACAGGCGGGGGAGAUGUAUGAGUCCAUUGGAAAGAAUGAACGUGCUGCCCAGUGUUUCCUUGCUCUGAAGGAUUACGAGAGAGCAGGGACACUUUUCGAGUCUAUAGGAAUGGCGGAAUUUGCCGCUGAGUGUUUCUACGAAUUGAAAGAGUAUGAAAGGGCAGGAAGGAUUUACUUAGAGAAGUGUGGAGAAUCCAGUCUGGAAAGAGCCGGAGAAUGUUUCCUCCUUGCUGGCUGCUGCAGUCAGGCAGCAGAUGUGUACUCAAAGGGAAACUUUUUCUCCCAGUGCUUGUCUGCUUGUGCUCAAGGAAAUCUCUUCGAGUUGGGCUUGUCGUAUAUACAAAGCUGGAAAGAAGGAGCCAAAACAUCUAAACCGGAUAUUGUUAAAAUCGAGCAGGACUUCCUGGAGACUUGUGCACAUCACUAUUAUGAACAGAAGGACUUCAAAAUGAUGAUGAGAUUCGUUAAGGUUUUUCCAUUUGUGGAGGCAAUGCGGAGCUUUCUGAGGAGUUUGAACUGCCUUGAGGAGCUUCUGUCUAUGGAGGAAGAGUUUGGAAACUUCUUAGAGGCAGCUAAUGUGGCAAAGCUAAAAGGUGACAUCCUUCUUGAGGCACGCUUGCUCGGUAAAGGUGGACACUUUAAGGAGGCAGCUAUGUCUAUCCUUUGGUACGUAUUGUACUCUUCUCUCUGGGGGACACCGGGAAGCAGGGGAUGGCCCCUGAAGAAGUUUGAAGGCAAAGAGCACCUCCUCAGGAUAGCUAAAUCUUAUGCGAUUCUUGUGUCUGAGCCCUUCUACCAUUAUGCACAGAUUCAGUCGACAAUCUUGCUUGACGAAGUUAUUAGUUUGCCUGAAUUGGGGGACCUGUUGAGUGGUUCCAGCAGAAACAAGAACAUCACCGGCGAAAUAUUGUGCUCUUGGAAGAUUCUGGACGUGCAUUUAAAAUCAGAUGUCUCUCUGUUUUGUUGUGAAGACAAUUUGGUUCCUGAUUUUAAGGAUUACUCAGAGAAACAAAUUUUGUGGAAUCGCGUUUCUGUGGAAGCAAUGUUCUACUUUUGGAGUCUCUGGAGGGAUGAGAUCAUUUGCAUUAUUGAUAACGUCCAGUGUCUUGAGAAGCAGGAAGCAAAUGAGUACAGGUCUUAUGUGGAGUUCUGUUUGAAUUACCUAGGUGUCUUAAAGCUCUACAAUUCCAAAGCAGAACCGAUUUGUCUUCUCCUCAAUCCUGAAGUUGAGUGGGCAAGAGACAUUGGGGACGGGUCCUUUAGGAGAAAUGGGAAGUUGGUCCCAUUGGAGCUUCGACAUUUUGUCAUUGCUGCUAAAAAGUACUGGGGCUCGGAGCUAGUUUCUGUAAGCAUCGAAGUGUUGCACUGUCUUGAUGCCCUUUACAAGUUAAGGUCAUCAGUUGGGAUUUCAAAACCUGAGUUUUCUCAGUGCAGGAUACUAAUACAUAUCUACGAAGUAGCAGAGUUCCUCUUAACGUCGAAAUCUUUGAUUUGUCAUCAAUCUGACAAGCAGGUAUUGUGGAAUUUCAUCCAAGAUUCGACAUCGAGGUACUUAUCCUGUGUCUUUCCUCUAGAUUGGAGGAGUUCCUUGAGAGCAAACAAAGUCUCUCUUAGAGGAAGCAAGGCUUCUUCUCGUUUGCUAAGACAGGCAUUUCAACUUCUUGACCCAAAGAAGAAGCUCUCUUACGGGCAGAUCGGCCGUAUCACAAUGAUCAUUCUUGGGUCGGGUAAGCUCGAUAGUCCUUCAUAUUUGAAAGUCUUAGAGUGCUUUCAGAAGAAUACUCCUUGGAAAAUACUCUUUGAUUGUCUCCAUCGAGAGGAAGGACGGGGAAGUUCUCGCAACGUUUUCUUAGAAGUUUCUGCCGUCCAGAAAUUUCACGUAGCCCUAGCAGAAACUUUCAACGCUAAUUGGAGAAAAGAAGUCGACUACAUCUCGCCUUCCUGCUUCUUAUACCUUCUCGAGUGGCUUCUUAUUCUCUCAUCCAGUUUUCGCCCGUAUAUGUUUACUACUGAGUCAGGUUUUGUCGAAUGGCUCAUGUUCCAUGAAGGGGACAGAAUGGUGCCUCCUAAUUCAGUUCCACACCCAGUAGAACCUUUCAAGCUCAUUCUUGAGUUUAUUCCUUAUGCGGUUCAACUUCUUCUACGUAAUAUCUCCGACACCGUGAAAUGGAUAGUAAACUCAGGAGUGACUAAGUGGGAACAAUACCAUCGACUUUUGGUCUUAAAGCUGUUUAUGUUGCUGUCACUUCUGCACAUAAAUUUUUCUGUGUGUUGGGAUUUGCUCCGUGAGUUGCUUAGCACAAGUUAUAUAUCAGAUUACCUUCCUCGCGAAUUUUUCAAUCCCCUUUGGAGAGCAUUCAAGCAUGGGAAUGUGCUCGAGGUUACUGUUCCUGCAAUAGCAGAAGCAUUUAGAAGGGUCCAUAAUCCUCUCGUAGUCAUAAGUUGGGGGAGAGAUUUUUCAAAUCUAGUACCAGGAGGUGCUUUGUAUGUUGAAAUUUCUAAAUAUAGGACAAGCGAGGAUGUACUGAGGUUUCUCUUUCCUGACAUUGCCAAGGCCCGGAAACAUCAGGGAGACGCUUUAAAGGAUGGAGCUGAGAAUUCCUCCUCCAAUGUUCGCCCCUUGAGCAGCAAUGAUCUUGGCGAAAAUUCGGUGAUGGGGGUUUCAUCUGAUAUUGUUGCGGAAACAUCUUCAAUCGGAGAAAGCCCCAGUGAAAAUAUCAAAACUGUGAUGGAGCUGUGGAAGGUCGUAGAUAUGCUUGAAUCUGUUGGCAAGGUUGAAGAUCAGCCAGGGAUUGUCUCCUCCGCAAAGGCACUUAAGGUUGACUUCGAUGAGUGUUUGUCUGCAUUUCAUCUUGCUCUUAAUGAACACAUCUGGGAAGCUAAGGGAAAUUUUUUGGGGGAAGAAGCCUUACCAAACACAUUUAGGCAGAACCUUUUGGGGAUGCUCGAUGAUCUUAGACAGCUCCAUGCUGCCUUAAGUUUCAGUGAUCGGAAGCUUGAAGAUAAGAUUUCUGGGAUUGUGGAGAUAUCCAGGAGGUUGCAAUUGCGAAGGCCCAUGUUGGAGCAUUUCUUGUAUCAUAUGUUCCGAGAGAGAAGUAGUGAUGCCGAGGUUAACCCUGAGGAUUCACAUGCUUCGACUGCUACAAGCCAGGGAGCUGAAAACAAAAAUCAGGGAAACAACAAAUCGAAAGCGAAGAAAAAGAAGAGUAAAAGAGGUCGGAAGUAACUAGGAAUGGCCUCAGGUUUCAGCAAAUACCUCCACGUGCCCUUUUGUUGAUUGUAUAUAUGUGAAUCCGCGUACUGUGUGAAAGAACGAGAAUAUUACAUGCCGAUGUCAUCUGGUCAAGAACACAAUCAAUUUAAAUGCAGUACUUGAUUCCAUUGUUUGGCAAUCGAAGUUGAAUGUUGGGUUA
Molecule: messenger RNA, 6154 nt
Organism: Punica granatum (pomegranate)
Lineage: Eukaryota; Viridiplantae; Streptophyta; Magnoliopsida; Myrtales; Lythraceae
Source: RefSeq, a predicted model, not a curated record